Molecule: messenger RNA, 1119 nt
Organism: Sordaria macrospora k-hell
Lineage: Eukaryota; Fungi; Ascomycota; Sordariomycetes; Sordariales; Sordariaceae
Biological process (GO): cellular response to starvation; negative regulation of autophagy
Cellular component (GO): nucleus; Gtr1-Gtr2 GTPase complex; fungal-type vacuole membrane
Molecular function (GO): GTP binding; GTPase activity
Source: RefSeq, a predicted model, not a curated record
AUGGCCGACUACGACCAGCCCAACACGGGCGCUUCAACAGCAGCAGCAGCAGCAGCGGCAGCAACCGCCACGGCCGCCGCCCAAGCCGCCGCCCAAGCGCAGCUCAAAAAGGUAAAGAAGCAAAAAGUCUUGCUCAUGGGUAAAUCCGGCUCCGGCAAGUCAUCCAUGCGCAGCAUUAUCUUCAGCAACUACCUAGCGCGCGACACGCGGCGUCUGGGCGCCACCAUUGACAUCGACCUCUCGCACGUGAAAUUCCUCGGCAACCUAACGCUCAACCUCUGGGACUGCGGCGGGCAAGAAGCCUUCAUGGAGAACUACCUGUCUCAGCAGCGGGCGCACGUGUUCAGCAACGUGGGCGUGCUGAUCUACGUCUUCGACAUUGAGUCGCGCGACGUGGACCGCGAUCUGGCGACGUACGUCAACAUUAUUUCCGCGCUGGUGCAGUACUCGCGCGAGGCCAAGGUGUUUGUGCUCAUCCACAAGAUGGAUCUGAUCCAGCCGAUGACGAGGGAGGACGUGUUUGAUCGGCGCGUGGCGCUUGUGCGCAGGAAGACGGCCGAGGCGGUGGCUAUCGUCCGUAAACAGAAACCCGAACUCACCGGCCCCUCACCACCACCACCACCUGGCCCAGGCGGUGCCAUGGCAGGCUCCCUCCCGUCCCCAGACUCACCGAUCCCCGACCUCGAAGUCUCGAUGCAGCUCUUCGCCACCUCCAUCUGGGACCAAUCGCUCUACAAAGCGUGGGCGUCCAUAAUCCAUGACCUGGUCCCGAACCUGUCGGUAAUCGAGACCCAGCUAGCUUCCUUGGGCGUAGCAAUCGAUGCGGACGAGAUCCUGCUCUUCGAACGCACCUCCUUCCUUGUCGUGAGCAAAUGGACUUCCCCGGAAGGCGAAUCGAACCCCUACGGCGACCGUUUCGAGCGCAUGUCCAACAUUCUGAAAGCGUGGAAACAUACCUGCAGCAAGUUCACCGGCACGCCCCGCAACGCGGAGCAGUUUAGCGAUUUCGAGUACAAGAUGGGCGCCAACUUCAGCAUGUUCGUCACCAAGUUCACGACGAACACGUAUAUCCUGGUGUGCAUGCCUCCCGGAGAGGCGAGUUCAAUAGCGCCAAGCUGA